AUGGCGAUGUCGAUGGACGUCCUCGUCGCGCGCCUCGAAGCGGCAGUCGCCCGCCUCGAGGCCUCGCUUCCCUCCCAAUCCUCCACCGCCACGUCAGCUCCCGCCGCGUCCGCGUCUGCAGCGGCCAGCGAUCACCCGUCAGUGGUUGCGUUCGACGCGAUCCUGACGGCGAAUCUGCAAAAAGUGACGGCGGCCGCUGAGAAGGUCGGCAGCGCGGAAGUGACUGCGGCGACCAAGGCGCUGGCGGAAGCGUUCGAGGCGGAGAAGAAGAUCGUCGCGGCCAUCGCGGCCUGCAAGAAGCCCGACACGUCAGCGCUGCCGAAGCUGCUGGAGCCGCUGGGAGCGGCGAUGGCGGCGGCGGGGAAGCUGACGGAGGGGAAGCGCACGGACGCGUACAACCACGUGAAGGCCGUCGCCGAGAGCGUCGCCGCGCUCACGUGGGUCGCUUACUCCGGCAAGGACUGCGGCAUGAGUCUCCCCGGCCCACACAUUGACGAGACCUGGCCUGCUGCUGAGUUCUACACCAAUAAGAUCCUCUCCACGUAUCGCAACACGGAGGGGGGAGAAGCGCACGUGGAGUGGGCGAGGGCGCUAAAGGAGCUGUACAUGGUGGGAUUAAAGGAGUACAUUAAGAAGUUCCACCUCACCGGGCCCUCCUGGUCCGCCUCAGGCCUCGACCUCCCCGCCUACCUCUCCUCCGCCCCCUCCGCCGCCCCAGCUCCACCCCGCGGAGGACCCCCGCCGCCUCCGCGCGGGGCCCCUCCCCCGCCUCCGCCCCCGGCUGCGUCAGCGGGCGGAGGGGGCGGAGGGGGCGGGGGCGGGGGCGCGGACAUGUCGAAAGUGUUUUCCGAGCUGAACAAGGGCGAGGCCGUCACUGCAGGGCUGCGCAAGGUCACAGCAGACAUGAAGACCAAGAACCGCACCGACCGCUCGGGGGCCGUGCCUGCCAGCAUAGGCGGCAGCAAGGCCACGUCAGCAGGCGCCUCCACUGCUGCCAAGCCAGCUGUGGUGAAGCCUCCCAAGUUCGAGCUGCAGCAAGGCCGCAAGUGGGUGGUGGAGAACCAGGUGGACAACAAGGAGGUGGUCAUCACGGACACGGAGCCCAAGCAGACCGUCUACAUCUUCGGCUGCAAGGGCACCGUCGUGCAGGUCAAAGGCAAGGUGAACAACAUCACGCUAGACAAGUGCACCAAGACCGCUGUCGUCUUCCAGGACGUGCUGGCGGCGUGUGAGGUGGUGAACUGCAGUGGCGUGGAGAUCCAGUGCGAGGGCACGGCGCCCACGCUGGCAGUGGACAACACGAGCGGCUGCCAGCUGUACCUCGCUGCCACGGCGCUGGCCGCCGCCAUCACCACGGCCAAGUCGUCCGAGAUCAACGUGCUCGUGCCCGGCCCCGAUGCUGAGACUCCCUGGGUGGAGCAUGCGCUACCGGAGCAGUUUGUGAGUGAGCUCAAGAACGGCACCUUUGUCACCACACCCAUCUCCCACUCCGGAGGCUGA
Molecule: messenger RNA, 1500 nt
Organism: Closterium sp. NIES-65
Lineage: Eukaryota; Viridiplantae; Streptophyta; Zygnematophyceae; Desmidiales; Closteriaceae
Source: the annotation of a GenBank genome assembly